UACUUAUUUGCUUUAGUGCGAAGUUUGGAAUGGUUGGCGAUGCGCUGAAUGACACUAGAUCUGCGAGUUGCUGCUGACGUUGACACCAGUCAUGUCCACACGGGUCUACAUCAAUGUUGACCUGGACCCUUUCUGCGCGGAGUUGGUGUUCCCUAAAGGUCUCGACGUCGGAGGUUUCGUCUCUCUCAUAUUUGGCCGCUUCACCCAAGAAGCUCCUCGUGGUCCGCAAGACCACGGAGUUCGUCAUAUCUCCCUUCAAUCUGCCACAAGAGCCAAAUUUGGAAAAGAAUUACCUCUGAAGAAGAAAGUGUUCAUCAGUGUGCCCUAUGGAGAGCGAAACCCACUGUGCACGCUACGAGAUGCUCCACUACCCGAUGACCUUGAGGAUAUCCCAGAUGCCUCCGAUGAAGAAGCUGUGGAUGAUGUAAUCCUAGGUUCCAGCAAAGACAACGAGGGCGACAGGCCCCCCUCCAGGUCCGAAGAGGCCUCCCCCACUGUGGUCUCGGGCCUGCUGUGUCCAUCCUGCGGGGGUUGGUUUAGCAACACAGAGGUUCUGCAGCUGCACAAGGCCAUGAGUCAUGCGCGAGUCAACUCCAACAAGCCCGUUAAGACAGUUUACGGUUGCAAGGUCUGCAAGAAGACAUACAGCACUAGCUCUGACUGCCUGCUGCAUAAGUGGAAACACAAGCCGGAGUCUGAAUGGCCAUUCCAGUGCAAGAACUGCAGUCGCGGCUUCAUCCGCCAAGCAGCCUUUGUGCGUCACCAGCAGACCCACAACUUCGAGUGCAAAGAGUGCAACCGUAAUUUCAUGAACCAAGAAAAGCUGCAAGAACACAGCGUGACGCACCAACAAGGACGUGAGACGUUCCUGUGUGUCCACUGCGAGCAGCUCUUCCUAAGCAAGGCUGGCCUGGAACGGCAUGUGUUGAGGUAUCACAAGAACACUUCAGCUGUGUCAACUGGCGAGAGAGUCAACGAAGCUGAUGGUGUGGAUCCAGAGACAGCUCCGGAGAAAGCUGCCAUACUAGACUCUAUUCCAGUUGAGCUAUCCUGUGACCAGUGCACCUUUGGCUGCUCACAGGCCUCGGAAUUGGCGCAGCAUGUUGCGUCAAACCACCCAACAGUACCGAUAUUUAGGUGUAAAAAGUGCGAGCAGCCAUUUCUCAAGGAGGCCGAGUGCGAAGAGCACAUGCAACUUAAGCAUCAGCUGAUUCACGUGGAGCCCACUUCGGAAGGCAACUAUCUGUGUCAGAUCUGUGACCGUCGGUUGAAGACAUUCAGCGGCUACUGGGGACAUCUCAGAGGCCACACGAAGGCCAAGCCAUUUUUGUGCGAUCAGUGCGGUCACCGUUACACCAGCAGGGGCAGUUUGACCAAGCAUAAGCGCACCCACGACUUCGCCAAUGCCACCAAGUGUCCGCACUGCUCGAAGGAAUUUGCCACCCUCGACUACAUGCGCAAUCAUGAGCGACUGGUUCACACCCGCAACUUCAAGUUUUCCUGCCGACUGUGCGGCCACAAGUUCCCGAACGAGCGCAAGCAGCAGACUCACAUGGCCGUGGUGCAUGAGCAGGAGCUGACGCGCGAGGAGCUAAACGCCAUGACGCGUGUGCGGCACAUGCGCUGCCCCGACUGUUCUUUUGCCACCUACAGUUCCCUGCAGUUCCGCCAGCACCGGGCAACCCACACGGGCCGCUACCCCUUCUCGUGCACGCUGUGUGACCGGGCUUUCACUUUCCGGUUCCAGCUGACAUUGCACAUGCGGCGCCAGCACCGACCAGGCGGCCCGCUGAUGUGCCCGCACUGCCCUCGACAUUUCAUCGCCGAGGACUCCCACCGUGCGCACGUGGCCUUGCACGGCGCCCCCCACGCCAAAGGGCUCGAGUGCACUCAAUGCAAGAGGCUCUACGAAACUCCGCGACUGUUGGAGAAGCACCAGGCCUCCGUUCACAGCUCACAGGCGACACGUUUCACUUGCAAGGUGUGCAACAAGCGGUUCCGCACGUCCAGUGGCAUCGUAGCUCACCGUAGGGUGGCCCACCUUGAUUCACACGGAGGUACAAACGAAAAGACGCCGGCAAAGCAGGCUUCGUCCAACAAAAACUGGGCUCACAGGCCUGGCAGGAAGUAUGGCUGUUCACGGUGGAAGUACAGCUGUGAACCUUGCGGCCGCUUCUUCAAGUUUGACGGCAGUCUACGUGCACACCGGGUCUUCUUUCACGGCAUUGAAGGCAAAACUACCGAGGAGAAGCUCUGUCCCGAGUGUGGGAAAGCCUUCCAGACUGAACUGAGUCUGGCGAUGCACUUGCGCACACACACCCAGGAAGUCAACUUCAAAUGCAGUGUCUGCAGCAAGAUCUAUCGCAGUCGCUGCAGCCUCAAGAAGCACAUAGCCACGGCACACCGCUCAAGUCUACGUGUAUUUUGUGCUGUCUGCAACCGGGGUUUCCUCAGCCAUGCCUCCAUGCUGCUGCAUGUUAAGUUUGCACACAAGGAUGGUGCCAAAGCUGGAGCGACAGCUGAAGUUAUUGCAGACCGUUUGGAGCCCUCCACAGAUGCUGCCACAUCAGUGACAAUGACAGAUGUUGAAGCUGAAGCAGCCUCCGAUUCAGCUAUGUUUUCCGUUUCGAAUGUGCCACCUAUGUCCACUAUGCCUUCUGUCCAGGUUGUGGUGCCCACGUCUACUGUGUCUUCAGUUCCACACAUGGGAGCUGCACUCACUGUGUCUUCAGUUCCACACGUGGCUACCGCCCCCACUGUUUCUUCGAUUCCGGGAAUUGCAGCCAUGUCCGCGUUGUCACGGGUUCCGAAUGAGGCCUCUGUAUCCACUAUGUCUUUGGUUCCAGGAAUUGCUGCUGUGACCACUGUGUCACUUGUUCCAAGUGUGGCCUCUGUGUCUACUGUGUCUUCUGCUGCAUGUGUGGCUCCUGUACUCACCGUGCCUCCCGUUCCAGAGAUAGUUUCCUAUACAGUGACAGCCUCCGAUAACACUGCGGCUUCAGAUCAGGACAUGGAAGCAGCCACGGACUCAGUUGCUUUACCAUCGCCGUCCAUGACAAGCGAUGGCAUGGUGGAAUUGGAGCCAGUGCAGGAGAUCACCGAGCUUACCCGUAUGGAGCCCGGAAGUCACGAGCACGCAGCAGUGGAGCACUUGUUUGCCAGCAUUCAGCAUCCCACGGCCUCCUUGCCCGUGGUAGCUGAUGGACCACCGUUGACUGUUGUUGGCUCAGCGCAGCACAUGUUGCACAUGCUCUCUGUGUCCCAAGUCGAGGAGGUGGUCAGCGAGGUCUGUCUGCCUCAGAACAGUUGUCCAAAUGUGUGGUAGUCUAGCCUAUAAUUGUUUUCACGGAGGUAGGCGAUGUGAUUGCUAGCUCUCUGAAUGGUCGAAGACACGUGUUGGCCAUGUAACUUCGCCGAGAAAACCUGCAGGGUGUGCCUUGGGAAAUAUGAGGACGUGUUACAGGGCACGCUUGCUGGGCCAUCGCUUUUCUUUUUUCAUGUAAUUUUUGUUAACGUGCCAUUGAAAGUUACGAUUGCGUUUAGUGCUCGGGACGUUUCCUAACCACCUGUAAAGUACAGUUAAUCUUUAGUAGAUCGUUCUAAAGCAGGAAGACAAUAUGUUACGUGCCGAUUAAGUUGUUAAAUAUUUCCCUGUCAAAGAACUAAUGCGAUUGCCUCCUGAAGGUCUUGUUUCAAGUUGUGUGGGACAGAAUUUUUUUUACCUUUUGCUGGGCAUUGAUUUGAGCAUUUCGAACUUGAUGAGGGUUUGCACUCCAACUCCAUGCAAAGCAAACAAGUCACAUAGAAACGCUAUAUAUUAUCAAUCACUUUAAAUGUUGCAGUUACCACGUAGUAUUAACCUUUACUUUGUACUGUACUGAAUGCAGGACUUUUGCAAAUUUAGCGAAAGUGCUUGAAAUUUUGUGUUGACUUUCAUUCCUACGCUCAUUGUGAUACUGAAAUAAAUGAUGCACCUAUG
Molecule: messenger RNA, 3979 nt
Organism: Rhipicephalus sanguineus (brown dog tick)
Lineage: Eukaryota; Metazoa; Arthropoda; Arachnida; Ixodida; Ixodidae
Product: zinc finger protein 11
Exons: 14
Coding region: 92-3325 (1077 amino acids)
Biological process (GO): regulation of transcription by RNA polymerase II
Cellular component (GO): nucleus
Molecular function (GO): RNA polymerase II transcription regulatory region sequence-specific DNA binding; DNA-binding transcription factor activity, RNA polymerase II-specific
Source: RefSeq, a predicted model, not a curated record